UUUAAACUAUUUAAAAGCAAAUUAAUAAUGAAUAAAAGCAUCAUUACAAUGCAUAAAUAUAAAUGUGUGACCCUGUAAAUGUGAAAAAAAUCCUCCAACCUGUAUACACAACCGAUAAAACAGAAAACUUUCACAAAAGAAAAAUGUCAAAAAACCCUCCACUUUUUUUCCAUGUGUAGGUGAUUAGUUCAGAUCCCAUAUUAAACACUGACAUCAUCAUCCUGCCAUACUGAACUCCAUCUAAUGCAUCUUUUACAGUAAAUAUAAGUGCAGUUUUCUGACUUCAUAUUCAUUAGACAGAUUACAUUCCUGAAGUCUUUCCCCUUACAAACUCUCAGACUAAAGCUUCACAUGCCAAAUAAUCCAUUAAGGAAAUCAUCAUACAUGAAAACAGACACACAUGUUGUGCUUGACUUAAAUGGCUUUAAUUCAUGACCUUCUAAGCAGAGCCUCUGUGAUGUGGCUUUCUAUACGUGUGUGUUCUCAGCUCAUCCCGCCCACUUCCUGCAGCGCUCCUGGAACGGCUCUUCAAACUUCUACUGAUGUCACUGCACUUUCUACACAUUCACACGGGAAUCAAUAAAACCACAGCAGACGGCACUCCAAAUCACACUUUCAGAUGGAUAUCAAACGUGUAUUCAUGCAUACAGAAUGUCAAUUUAAGAAACCAAAAAAUUCCAGGAGCUGAAAUUCCCUGUCAGAGGCAGCGUCAGAGUUUGAAGAGGUGAAAGAGAGGAGAAUCUGGACAUGCAUGGCAGGAUCUCACAGUUGUUCUUGAUUAAUGCAUUGACAUGUGGCCUGGAGGUAUGCUUGGCUGCUGGGACCAUCUACAUCCCACCUAUGCUGCUGGAGGCAGGGGUGGAAGAACGAUUCAUGACUAUGGUAUUGGCUGUGGGCCCAGUCCUGGGGCUGAUCGCGGUCCCUCUAAUUGGUUCGGCGAGUGAUAGUUGGAGAAGUAAAUAUGGUCGCCGGCGUCCCUUCAUAUGGGUUUUGUGCAUGGGCGUCCUGCUCGGACUCUUGAUCAUCCCUCAGACGUCCACCCUCUUCACCCUGCUGACAAAACGACAGCAGCAUUGGCUGAAGGUCCCACUGCUGGUCCUUGCCAUUUGUUUGGUGGAAUUCUGUGGUCAGGCUUGCUUCACCCCUCUAGAGGCCUUGGUCUCUGACCUCUUUCCUGGAGAGGAAGAGAGUCGCAAGGCUUUUUCCGUCUACUCCCUCAUGCUCAGUCUGGGCGGAUGCAUUGGCUACCUGCUGCCCGCGGUUGACUGGACAACUUCGGACACUGUGGUCUACUUGGGUGGACAAGAAGCCUUCAUCUACAUUGUUCUGACCUUCAUUUUUCUCUCCUGUUUGAUGGGUACAACCUUCAUCUCUGAGGAGAAGACAGUACGAGAAAGGCUGGGGGAAGCUGAGGUGUCCAGAAAGCCUGAAAAACUAAAGACUUACUGCUGCCCUUGUGUGGCAUUCCCCAGAUUUCUGCUUUUCCGAAGGACGUACUCUAGUCUCGUUUCUGUGGUUCCCCGACUCUACUCGCUGUGCAGUCGCAUGCCAAAAGUCAUUGCAAGGCUGUUUGUCGCGGAGCUGUGCAGUUGGAUGGCACUUAUGUCCUUUAUGCUUUUCUACACUGACUUUGUUGGAGAAGGAUUGUAUAAUGGGGUGCCCAGUGAAGAGCCAGGCUCCUCAGGAAGGAUCCGCUAUGAUGAAGGUGUUCGAAUGGCCAGUCUGGGUCUUUUCCUACAAUGUGUGACCUCUGUGAUCUUCUCAUUGCUAAUGGAGCGUAUGGUGUUGUGUAUCGGUGCCAGGAAGCUGUAUCUGAGCAGCGUGGUUCUGCUGGCUGUGAGUACAGCAAUUAUGACCAUAUCCCACAACAUUAUACUAGUCACCAUCAUGGCUGCUGCUACAGGAUACACCUUCUGCACCCUGCAAAUUCUGCCAUACACACUCACAUGUUUAUACCACUCAAAUGCACAGGUCUUUUUCUCCACCGAAAGGAGCAAUUUUCCUCUCAGGGAGGAAGAUCUAAUGCUAAUCAGAUCAGAGAUGCCAUCCUCGACUAAGCAGAAAAGAGCUAAUGGGUGCGUCAAUGGGUAUCCAGGUACGAUACCCUUCCAUAGCAAUAUAAAAAACUCACAACCACAUGAUCUGCAUGUGUCUUUAACCAUGGACACACAACCCUCAGCCCAAAGAGGCAUGGGCACAGACAUCGCCAUUUUAGACAGUGCCUACCUGCUGUCUCAGGUGGUCCCGUCCCUCUUCAUGGGCUCCAUCGUCCAACUCUUCCACAGUGUGACCGCAUACAUGGCCUGUGCAUCUUUGUUGAGUCUGGUGGCUGUGUAUUUCUCCAGUAAGAUUGUCUUUGAGAAGGCGGAUAUUGAUGCAAGAUGACAGGGAUGUUCCCAAAAGAGACUCUGGAUAGUUACAAAAAACUAUAAAGGGCAGCUGGUUCUGUUUAGUAGUUUUGGAAAAGGCAUUUAAUUGCACAUUACCAUCGCUCUAUGUAAUUUAAGUAAUUUAUUGAAAAAAAAAACAAAAAAACCUUAAGCUAUAUGAUUUUCAACAAACAAUAUAUGGUCAUGCAUAUAUAUAAAAAGUCUUAUUUGAGCAUUGAUUUAUUUGAUGGAACUACUGUUAUCUAACCUGUGUCUGUCUAUGUUCCCUUGCUUUUUAACAAUAUAUGGUUUAGUUCCUGUUCUUUCCUGUUUCCCCUUCAGGUUCCUGUUCCUGUUCCCAUUUUUGGUUCUGCUCAUUACUUUGUUAAGUUCAUUAACAGUACAUACCAGCAUCUGUUUUACCCUUAUUAGUGGUCUUAUUAAGUCUCUCUCUUUUUUCUCUUUGUGUUUGUCGGUUAAUGUAGAUGUUAGGCUGUGUGUAAGCUCUUAGUCGUUGGAGGAGGAUAACCAAUUAAAGGACUUUAUAUUAUUGGAAUAACCUUUGUCUGCCUGCUUCAUCAUCCUAACAGCAGAGUAGGACAACAAUAUCAUAUUUGCAAUAUUACACAAUUGUAUGCCUUUAAAGCAGAGAAAUAACAUACUUGGGCGUAUUGAAGUGCAGGAAAGUAAAUAUACUAAAUGUUUGCUUUAAAGCAAGGACGAGUGAUUGUUUCAAGUUUUAAAUCUUGUGACACCCUGUACAACCUGUUAAAAAAAGUGCUGUUUACAUGUUUGGUUCAGAGAUCGUUGACUAUCUGAAGAGAGAAAGGAACAAGUCUGAAGUUUUGCGGGCUAUUUUAUUUGUUUUCUUUGUUAGUGCUUAAAGAGCAACAAAAAGACUAGAUUGGAUGUCUUAAUGGCUUAUUUUAUUUGAUACAUCUUUGAGAUUGCAGACAAAUAAAUGUAUUCAUUGCAAUUUGUUUCAAAUAGUUCCUUGUACUGUAUUUUUACAGUAGGUUCUUUUUUGUGUUUGAUGUAAGAUAUAAUGUUGCUAUCUUAAAAGGCAUUUGCAAGUAAAUUUGUUAAAUUAAAUUAACUAAAUAAAAUCUAAAACUUAGAAUGUACUUUAUAAUUGAGGUCUGGCUAUGUCAGGAAUGGCAUAAUACACUUUUAAU
Messenger RNA from Carassius gibelio (silver crucian carp), 3544 nucleotides. Its product is annotated as solute carrier family 45 member 3. Gene Ontology annotation, cellular component: membrane. Gene Ontology annotation, molecular function: sucrose:proton symporter activity. Gene Ontology annotation, biological process: transmembrane transport. Lineage: Eukaryota; Metazoa; Chordata; Actinopteri; Cypriniformes; Cyprinidae. The transcript is spliced from 6 exons. The record is from RefSeq and is a predicted model, not a curated record. The coding region runs from base 748 to 2385 and encodes 545 amino acids.